Dothidotthia symphoricarpi CBS 119687 is the source of this 1488-nucleotide messenger RNA. Its product is annotated as S-adenosyl-L-methionine-dependent methyltransferase. Bases 132 to 1388 code for a protein of 418 amino acids. Gene Ontology annotation, biological process: tRNA methylation. The transcript is spliced from 3 exons. The record is from RefSeq and is a predicted model, not a curated record. Gene Ontology annotation, cellular component: tRNA (m1A) methyltransferase complex. NCBI's taxonomy places the organism in Eukaryota, Fungi, Ascomycota, Dothideomycetes, Pleosporales, Dothidotthiaceae.
CCGCACUGCAUCCUGGCCGUAGUCCCCUCACCCACCAUGACCAGCAGCCGCGGCGACACGUAAAAUUAAUUCAAUUGACUGCAUCCCAGCCUGGACGUUCUUUGAAAGAAAUUAUAGUCCUAUCUAAAGCUAUGCGACACCACUGUCUGCAGCACCUGCGACGCGCAGCACUCCAACGGCCUGCCUCUGCAAGACACUUCACCACUGGCUCCUGCCUGCGCCGCGACUUCCAAGAAGGCGACUAUGUCCUCCUCCGCGAGAAGAGGGACACGCACGACGGCACCCUCAUAAAACUUAAGUCCUCCAAGACGACAGUCAACCACCGCGGCAUCAUAGAGCAUGCCGACAUACUCGGCAAGAAGCCGCGACAGCUGGUGCAGUCGUCCAAGGGCAUCUCGUACCGCAUACACGAGCCCACGUUAGCAGAGUAUGUCCGCUUGACGCCGCGUCUCGUUACUCCUAUCUACCCCGCCGACACCAACCUCAUCGUCUCUCUGCUCGAUCUCCACGUCGACACGCCCUCCAAUCUGCUGAACACGGAGCCACCUCUGGAGAUACUCGAAGCAGGCACAGGCCAUGGAGCCCUGACGCUGCAUCUCUCGCGCGCCAUACACGCAGGAAACCUGCCUCUGCCCAGAGCAUCGACACAUGUCUCAAGCAGUCAGGAACCCGACGAUGCCGAGGAUGCUGUGUACCUUGGAGAGUCGGUCUCGGACCUGCAAGAGUCAUUCCUCGAGUCAUGGAAGACGAACCGUCGCGCCAUUGUGCACACGCUGGACAUAUCGAGCAAGCACUCCACGCAUGCGAAGAAGAUAGUGGCAGGCUUCAGAAACGGCAUAUAUGCACGCAAUGUCGACUUCCACGUGGGUGAUGUGUCUGCGUGGAUUGCAGAGCAGAGGGCAGCAAGGAAGACUGAAGAACCCUUCUUGGCACACGUCUUUCUGGAUCUGCCCAACGCAGACCACCAUCUAGCAAACGUAGCUCCGGCACUGCACGUGAACGGGCGGCUUGCUGUUUUCAACCCAAGCAUUACCCAGAUCGCCGAAUGCGUUCACGUCAUUCGAGAGCAGAAAAUGCCCUACCUGCUGGACCAGGUCAUUGAGCUGGGAGUUGGUGCCAUCCGCGAGUGGGAUGUUCGCCCCGUGAAGCCAAGGGCAACUCUACGGAAGGAGGAAGCAUCACAGUCCUUAAGCGAGGAGACCAUUGAUCCAGUCGAAGGCCAAGAGAUGAGAGACACGGAACUGGCAGAGGAUCUGGCUAAGAAUGAGGAGAAGUGGGCGAUGGUUUGCCGACCCAAGGCAGGUCAGAUGGUUGUGGGCGGUGGGUUCCUCGGCAUUUGGCGCCGUAUGGAGACUUAUGCGAGUAAAGAGACGAAGCUUGAGGAAUAGUAGCCGAUGUGUCAAGCCAUUCAGCUUGUAUGAUGUAUGCGUACGAAUACCACACAGCGCGGCUACAUGUGCUUUGCAUUACCAAAAGCAAAUCUGACAG